AAUAAAUAUUUUAAAUAGUGUUUAACUGAAAUAGUAAGUGAAAGUAGUAGUGAAACUGAAAGUAAAUUCGACAACUAUUUUAUGUAGCUUCACACGAGACAGCUCAACAGCAGGAGAAAUGAGUUGUGAUGGCGACCAGCACACAAUGCAGUCCUCAGAUGAUGUGCUGCCCACUCCUGGUGACAUCCAGGUCCUGUUGCUGACAUUAGAUUCUGUGUCUCUGAGCUGGAGUUCUCCUCAAGGGCUGACAGGACCACAGACAUUCAGAGUGACCUGGGGGUGUGACGGUGAAACAAGCUCAACAAGAGUGAAAGAUGUGCAUCAUCUUGAAAUAAGCAGUCUCAAACCUGAUGAAAAGUACCAGUUCAACAUGGCAACAGAGGGAGAAGAUGGAAGACAAAGCAGAUGGGUGUCAGCAUCCCUAUCUACAGUGGUCACACCCAGAGAUUUAAAGGUAGACCAUUUGGAAGAGACCUCCUUCACUCUCCACUGGUCCAAGGCUGAAGGGAUGGAGAAAGUCCCACAGCACUUCUUCAUAUCCAACUGCAUCCCAGGAACAGACCCCCUCACAGCCGUUACUGACGACUGCCACAAAACCUUCUCAAACCUGCAGCCUGGCACUGAGUACACUGUUAGUGUUGCAACUGUGCUGAGUAAUGGGGAACAGAGUGAACCUGUCUCUACAACAGUCUGCACUAUACUUCCUGCUCCAGACCAGCUGACUGUUGACUCAGUGGACACCACAUCAGCUGCUGUUAGCUGGAGCCAGCCACCAGGAUUGGACCAAACCCAACAUCAUUACCAGAUCUCCUACCGCUGUCCAGGGAUAAAACCACACAUCACUACCACAUCUUCACCCAGCAUCACUCUCUCUGACCUGAAACCUGCUACUGAGUACUCGGUCACUGUCUGCACUGUGCUGGAAAAUGGAAAGCAAAGUCAACUGGUGUUAACGACCCUCACCACAGUACCCACUGCUCCUGGCCAGCUGACUGUUGACACCACAUCAGCUACUGUUAGCUGGAGCCAGCCACCAGGAUUGGACCAAACCCAACAUCAUUACCAGAUCUCCUACCACUGUCCAGGGACAGAACCACACUACACUACCACAUCUUUACACAGCAUCAGUCUCUCUGACCUGCAAUGUGGUACUCAGUACUCUGUCACUGUCUGCACUGUGCUGGAAAAUGGAAAGAAAAGUCGACUGGUGUCAACAACCCUCACCACAGUACUUCCUGCUCCAGACCAGCUGACCGUUGACUCAGUGGACACCACAUCAGCUGCUGUUAGCUGGAACCAGCCACCAGGAUUGAACCAAACCCAACAUCAUUACCAGAUCUCCUACCGCUGUCCAGGGACAGAACCACACAUCACUACCACAUCUUCACACAGCAUCACUCUCUCUGACCUGCAAUGUGGUACUCAGUACUCUGUCACUGUCUGCACUGUGCUGGAAAAUGGAAGGCAAAGUCGACUAGUGUCAACAACCCUCACCACAAUACUUCCUGCUCCAGACCAGCUGACUGUUGACUCAGUGGACACCACAUCAGCUGCUGUUAGCUGGAGUCAGCCACCAGGAUUGAACCAAACCCAACAUCAUUAUCAUUACCAAAUCUCCUACCAGUGUCCAGGGACAAAACCACACAUCACUACCACAUCUUCACACAGCAUCAGUCUCUCUGACCUGCAAUGUGGUACUCAGUACUCCGUCACUGUCUGCACUGUGCUGGAAAAUGGAAAGCAAAGUCAACUGGUGUCAACAACCCUAACCACAGUACUUCCUGCUCCAGACCAGCUGACUGUUGACUCAGUGGACACCACAUCAGCUGCUGUUAGCUGGAGUCAGCCACCAGGAUUGGACCAAACCCAACAUCAGUACCAGAUCUCCUACCACUGUCCAGGGACAGAACCACACAUCACCACCACGUCUUCACCCAGCAUCACUCUCUCUGACCUGAAACCUGCUACUGAAUACUCUGUCACUGUCUGCACUGUGCUGGAAAAUGGAAAGCAAAGUCAACUGGUGUCAACAACCUUCACCACAAUACUUCCUGCUCCAGACCAGCUGACUGUUGACUCGGUGGACACCACAUCAGCUGCUGUUAGCUGGAACCAGCCACCAGGAUUGGACCAAACCCAACAUCAUUACCAGAUCUCCUAUCGCUGUUCAGGGACAGAACCACACAUCGCUACCACAUCUUCACACAGCAUCACUCUCUCUGACCUGCAACCUGCUACUCAGUACUCUGUCACUGUCUGCACUGUGCUGGAAAAUGGAAAGCAAAGUCAACUGGUGUCCACAACCUUCACCACAAAACAUGUUCAGUGGUGGAAGAGACCCUCCACAGUUGCUGCAGUGUUUGUUCUACUGGCUGUGAUCAUAGGCCUGUGGGAUUCCUAUGCAACUUCAGAGCGAGACCAGCUACAGAAUAGUCUAAAUACCAGGACCACAGAGAGAGACCAGCUACAGACCAGUUACAACACCCCGACUAAAGAGAGAGACCAGCUACAGAUAAGUUACAACACCCUGACUAAAGAGAGAGACCAGCUACAGAAUCGUCUAAAUACCAGGACCACAGAAAGAGACCAGCUACAGACCAGUUACAACACCCUGACUAAAGAGAGAGACCAGCUACAGAUAAGUUACAACACCCUGACUAUAGAGAGAGACCAGCUACAGAGUAGUCUAAAUACCAGAACCACUGAAAUAGACAAGUUGAAGAAGAGUCUGAACACUACAACUAUGGAGCGUGACCAGCUACAGAAGGAGAUAGAAAGACUGAACUGGGAGAACAAAGGGUCCUGUCCUGAAGGAUGGAGAAGGUUUGGCUGCAGCUGUUACUACCUCUCUACUGAGAGGAAAUCCUGGGAGGAGAGUAGACAGGACUGUCUGGAGAGAGGAGCAGAUCUGGUGAUCAUUAACAGUGAAGAGGAACAGACAUUCAUCAAUGGGUUUAAAUCAGUCAGUUAUGUCUGGAUUGGUCUGACUGACUCUGUUACUGAGGGGACCUGGAAAUGGGUGGACGGCACCCCACUGACCACCCCAAGGUAUUGGUGGAGUGGAGAGCCUGGUGGUGGUACGUACCAGAACUGUGGGGAAAUCUAUUACAUAUCGUCAGGCCAAGGAGUAUGGAGGGAUUUGGGAUGUUCGUUUUCACAAGAAUGGAUCUGUGAGAAAUAGGCUUCUCAUAGGUACUUUUAAUGAACUCUCUACUGUAUGUUAAUGAUGCUCUGUAGACUGGUGUGAUUUGAUAGAAUGGUACUCUGAACUUCAGGUAGGAGAGAAACAAAUGUUCACAUUCAGACAGACACACACACACAAGAAGACACUGAUCUGAACCUGAGUCUCCCACAGGAGAAACCAACUUCUUCAUUAGAUAAGGAGGUAAUCCUCUUGGGCCGAGAGCUGACACUGAUUUUUGAAGUCGCAGGUUGGGCUGCCGCAUCACGUGACCAGGAGCAACAUGACUGACUACUGUCUGCUGCACAAGCUGACACACAAUCAUGUAUUCAUACUGUAUGUCAAAAAGUGUGAAUAAAUAGGGGCAUAACAUCUGUAAUCUAGAAGGACAAGACAUCUCCCUGCCUCUUUAGGACAGUGAAUUUUACAGUGUACAUUUUAAAGGUCUACUCCUAAACUUGAAGAAAGAAAAACUGGUGUCAAUAAGACAUUGUGCCUUUUAAGACAGAGUGAA
Molecule: messenger RNA, 3695 nt
Organism: Oncorhynchus mykiss (rainbow trout)
Lineage: Eukaryota; Metazoa; Chordata; Actinopteri; Salmoniformes; Salmonidae
Source: RefSeq, a predicted model, not a curated record